Molecule: messenger RNA, 1501 nt
Organism: Rhodamnia argentea
Lineage: Eukaryota; Viridiplantae; Streptophyta; Magnoliopsida; Myrtales; Myrtaceae
Product: cinnamoyl-CoA reductase-like SNL6
Exons: 5
Coding region: 78-1193 (371 amino acids)
Biological process (GO): steroid biosynthetic process
Molecular function (GO): 3-beta-hydroxy-Delta5-steroid dehydrogenase (NAD+) activity
Source: RefSeq, a predicted model, not a curated record
UGUCGGACGUUCCUUCGGUCGUCACCGCCACCCUCGGGACCGAAAGGUCGAGCUUUUUCCCCACGUCGAGAAGCGGUAUGGGGAUCGUGCGGUCGGAGGAGAGGCAGAGGGCGGAGAUAGAGGAGCUCCGCCGCAUGCUGCUGGCGUGCGCCGCCGUCCACCGGAGGAAGGACGACGACGGGCUAGGCGCUCCUCCCAGGGCCGCGGCUAGGGACGACGGGGACGGCGACGGCGAGAGGACUGUGUGCGUCACCAGCGGGGUGUCUUUCUUGGGCCGGGCAGUCGUGAGCCGGCUCCUGCUCCGCGGGUACUCCGUUCGGAUCUUGGUCGACAACGAAGAGGACAUGGAGAAGCUGAGGGAGAUGGAGACUUCGGGAGAGAUGGGGAGCGCCGCCCGGAGCAAUUUCAGCGCAGCGGUGGCGAAGCUGGGCGACAUGCAGAGCCUGUGCGAAGCGUUCGAAGGAUGUGCCGGGGUCUUCCACACCGCAGCAUUCGCCGAUCCGGCGGGGCUCUCCGGCUACACCAAAGCGAUGGCGCAGAUAGAAGUGAAGGCGAGCGAGAGCGUGAUGGAGGCGUGCACGAGGACGCUGUCGGUGAGGAAGUGCGUCCUCACGUCGUCACUCCUGGCCUGCGUGUGGCGAGACCCUGGCCGGGAUCACCUCCCCCGUGUGAUCGGCCACGAUUGCUGGAGCGACGAAUCCUUGUGCACCAGCAGGAAGCUAUGGUAUGCCCUGGGCAAGCUCAAGGCUGAGAAAGUUGCUUGGGAAAUAGCAGAAGAUACAGGGUUCAAGCUGGCCACAAUCUGCCCUGCUCUGAUCACUGGCCCUCAAUUCAUCAGCAGAAAUCCAACGGCUACAAUUGCAUAUCUUAAGGGGGCCAAGGAAAUGUACUCGGACGGGGUGCUAGCCACGGUGGACGUGGCGAGGCUGGCGGAUGCUCACGUGUGCGUGUUCGAGGCGAUGACCAAGACCGCAUCGGGGAGGUACAUCUGCUUCGACCGUGUGAUCGGCAGCGAAGACGACGCGGCGAGGCUGGCAGGGGAAAUGGGGAUGCCGGUCGAUAAGAUCUGCGGGGAAAGCGGGGAAUCAUCCGUGCAGCAACCGCAUCCGAGGUUCGAAUUGUCGAAUCAGAAGCUCUCUUCCCUCAUGUCGAGAUCGCUACGGCCGUGUUACGAUGAGUCGGGGGCGAUCUGAUUUUGGUCCCCUAUUGCAAUGUCGAUUGUUUAACACUUCCUGUCCAUGUAAAGGCUGAGAACGAUGCAGAUGAAUAUGAAUUUUGCGGUCUGAUACUUAGAAAUUUCAAGAGGCCCGUCCCUUGGGAAAGCCAACAGAGAUCGAAUGACCAAGAGUAUGUGCAUGAAUCUGGAAUACCAAGAAAAGACAACCCACUGUACAUUUCCACUGCCUUCCGACGAUGAAAAUCAAAUGGGCACUUUGAAUUCGAGUUUUGAAAGCGUGUCGACUGUCGAGUAAAAGAGAAGCACGUAAAACACUCGAAAAUC